Opisthocomus hoazin is the source of this 1032-nucleotide messenger RNA. NCBI's taxonomy places the organism in Eukaryota, Metazoa, Chordata, Aves, Opisthocomiformes, Opisthocomidae. The record is from RefSeq and is a predicted model, not a curated record.
GUGCCACCGGUGCCAAACUACAAGCUCUCCAUGUCGAUCCCAGAAUGGCUCCAGGCAAUACAGACCUACAUGAAGAUGCUGCAAUACAAUCACACAGGAACACAGUUCUUUGAGAUUAGAAAGAUGAGACCUCUAAGUGGGUUAAUGGAGACAGCGAAAGAAAUGACCAGGGAGUCCUUACCUAUCAAAUGCCUUGAAGCAGUUAUCCUGGGGAUAUACCUAACGAACGGGCAGCCCUCUGUAGAACGAUUCCCCAUCAGCUUUAAAACCCACUUCUCAGGGAACUAUUUUCAUCAUGUGGUGCUCGGGAUUUACUGCAACGGCCGGUAUGGCUCCCCCGGCGUGGGACUUUUGGGCAUGAGCAGACGAUCAGAUCUGAUGGACAAGCCUCUGACUUACCGAACUCUGAGUGACCUCAUCUUUGAAUUUGAAGACUCCUAUAAAAAGUACUUGCAUUCAGUCAAAAAAGUAAAAAUUGGAUUAUACGUCCCACACGAGCCACACAGCUUUCAGCCCAUCGAGUGGAAACAGCUGGUCCUCAAUGUAUCCAAAAUGACGCGCACAGACGUCAGGAAGGAGCUGGAGAAGUUUGCCCGGGAUAUGAGGAUGAAGAUUCUGAAACCCUCAAGUGCCCAUUCUCCGAUGAAAGAGAGAUCACGGGGCAAGUCGUUGUCCCCUCGCCGAAGGCAAGCUAGCCCUCCGAGACGGGCGUGCAGAAGAGACAAAUCGCCUGCAGUGGUGGACAAGAAAGGAGACCUGGCCACGCUCAACGAGGUAGGUUACCAGCUCCGCAUCUAACGAAGCCAUACGCCAAACAGAGGGCUUCCCUGGUGCUUCCUGCUGCACUUUACCUGCACUCCGUUGGAAGGAAAAAGGAAUGGGACUAUUUAUUAACUUGUGGACGCUUAUAAUCAAUAUCUUACCUAGAAAAUAGAAGGGGGGAAUUUUUUUUGGUGGCAGUAUUUAUUUUCUUUCAAUUUAUAGAAAAGGCGUCAGUGAAGAGAACCCCUCCAUGUAGCAGGUGACUCCAGU